UAAUUUCCCAGCCUCAGAAUUUCUGGUACACCUCACUAACUUUCAGUUCACAGCAAAUUGAAUGGCUACCAGAAAAGCAACAAUAAUAUGAAUGGUCGAAAAACCAACUUUCCAAAAUCAGUUAGACCCAUUUCUUAGUUCCAGUCAACUUCAAUUUUGCAAUAAUCCCUACUUACUAUGCUGUUUAGUCUUCUUUAAGGUAUGCUGUUGAACUCUUGAAGAUUAUAAUGAACAACUGCUCCUCUUUUUUAUCUUUGAAAAAGCAAGAAUCUUGAUGGGUUACUCAAUCAUCAAUGUUUGGUUAAAAAUCUGAAUUUUGAGUAUUUGUUAGUAAAUUUCUAUGUACAAAAUGCCUUAUCUAAAUGUCUGGUCUUCAAGGAGUAAUUCUAGUAUGUUACCCCAUAUGGAAUCAGAGUUGGCUUCAUCUUCUAAUUCAGUUUUUACAUGGAGGAAAACUGAGAGUUGGUUUCUUGCAUAUUCUUUUUCACAUAAUUCAAGUCCUGAUCAUUUAUCCAGAAGUCUUAGGUAUACAAGGAAUAAGACUAAGUUCAGAAAACAAGAUUUUUGUUUGAGAACUAAAUUCUUGAAGGAUUCGUUUGCCCCAUCUUUUGCUUUGGCACAGGCUUCUGAAGAACAAGCUAUUGAUUGUGAUGUAAUAAAACAAAAUUCACAAUCUUUCACUAGAGGGGAGGGUUUGGUUGAGGGUUUAAAUUGUGUUCAGUUGGAGGAGAAGGGGGUCUUGACUCAUAAUUAUGAUGAUAUUGGAACUGAGGAGGAUGAGUCAAGGCGAGUAAAAGGCGAGAAAGUGGAUGUUCGAGCUCUAGCACAUAGUUUGCACUUUGUCAAAACUGCAGAUGAGGUAGAUGAAGUUCUUAAGGAUAAGGUAGAAUUGCCCCUUCAAGUUUACUCAUCUAUGAUUAGAGGUCUCGGUAAAGAUAAGAAGUUGAAGUCUGCAAUGGCACUUGUUGAGUGGUUAAGGAGGAGGAGCAAGGAUAAUAUUGGCUCUAUUAACUUAAAUGUGUUCAUUUAUAACAGUUUGUUGGGUGCUAUAAAGGAGGCGGGGAAGUAUGAUUUUGUUGAUAAAGUCAUGGAUGAUAUGGUCUCAGAAGGAGUGGAACCUAAUGUUGUAACGUAUAAUACUUUAAUGAGAGUCUAUAUAGAACAAGGUCGGGAAAUUGAAGCUCUCGAACUAUUUAAAGAGAUGCCAAAGAAGAAACUCUUUCCUAGUCCCGCAUCCUAUUCCACUGCUUUGUUUGCUUAUCGGAGACUUGAAGAUGGAUUUGGUGCUAUAACUUUAUUUCUCAAGGCAAGAGAGAAAUAUCAAAAUGGUGAAAUAGGAAAUAUUGAGGAAGAAAAUUGGAAGUAUGAAUUUCCCAAGCUUGAGAAUUUCAUAAUUCGAAUUUGCUACCAGGUGAUGCGGCAGUGGCUGGUAAAGGGCGAAAACUCAAGCACCAAUGUUCUGAAACUACUAACGGAUAUGGAUAAGGCUAGGAUCCAACCUAGUCGUGCAGAAUAUGAACGCCUAGUGUGGGCAUGUACCCGUGAAGAACAUUAUGUGGUAGCAAAAGAAUUGUAUAAUAGGAUAAGAGAGAUUGAUACAGAGAUUAGCUUAUCCGUCUGCAACCAUAUUAUUUGGUUGAUGGGUAAGGCGAAAAAAUGGUGGGCAGCUCUUGAAAUUUACGAGGAUUUAUUAGAUGAGGGGCCAAAACCAAAUAACAUGUCAUAUGAACUGGUAGUUUCUCAUUUUAACAUACUGCUGAGUGCAGCUAGAAAAAGAGGUAUUUGGCGAUGGGGUGUUAGGUUGCUGAAUAAAAUGGAAGAAAAAGGGCUUAAGCCGAGCAGUAGGGAAUGGAAUUCCGUGCUUGUCGCUUGUUCCAAAGCUUCAGAAACAUCUGCUGCAGUACAGAUAUUUAAGAGAAUGGUAGAAAAAGGUGAAAAACCGACAGUUAUUUCCUAUGGAGCAUUGCUCAGUGCUCUAGAGAAAGGCAAGCUUUACGAUGAGGCCCUCCAGGUUUGGAAACAUAUGAUCAAAAUGGGGAUCGAGCCAAAUUUGUAUGCGUAUACGAUUAUGGCAUCGAUUUACACUGCCCGAGGGAAGUUCAACAUAGUUGAUUCUAUCAUCAAGGAGAUGGUUUCCACUGGAGUUGAACCUACAGUUGUUACGUUCAACGCGAUUAUCAGUGGAUGUGCUCGGAAUGGUAUGGGAGGUGUUGCGUACGAGUGGUUUCAGCGUAUGAAAACUCAAGACAUAACCCCCAAUGAGGUUAGUUAUGAAAUGCUAAUUGAGGCUCUCGUGAAUGAUGGCAAGCCGAGGCUGGCAUAUGAGUUGUAUGUUAGGGCUCUAAAUGAAGGCUUGAGUCUUUCUACAAAGGCUUAUGAUGCGGUCAUCGGCUCUACGCAGGCAUAUGGUGCGAGUAUUGAUCUAAACGUUCUUGGUCAGCGUCCACCAGAGAAAACGAAAAGGGUGAAAAUCAGGAAAACCUUGUCGGAAUUCUGUAAUAUAGCUGAUGUUCCUAGAAGAAGCAGGCCUUUUGACAGGGAAGAAAUAUUUACUGCUCAGACAAAAGGAACAUGAUAAGCCCAACUUUAUAUUGCUUGUGUGUCUGUAGGUCUCCUUAAAAGCAUACAACUCAUUGUUUAUAUUUGUGCUGUUUUCAACAAAGAGUAUGUGCUUCCUCUUGUGCAAAGCUACAUAGUAAGAUAACUCUGAUUGACUUUAGAUGCAAAAUCAGGCCUGUUUCGUCUACCUUUUACCUCUUAGGAAUUUCCUGGAUUGAAGUAUUCACCUUUUAUCUGGCCAUGUCCAUAUUCACUACCAUUAUAAUGUAAUGGCUCCCUCUUUUGAGUAUCGCAAAGAAGGGCCCAAAUGUUACCUAAGAACUGGAUGCCUGGAAAGUGUCAUUCUUGAUCCACUAAUAUUGUUCCCUUGAA
Molecule: messenger RNA, 2931 nt
Organism: Lycium ferocissimum
Lineage: Eukaryota; Viridiplantae; Streptophyta; Magnoliopsida; Solanales; Solanaceae
Product: protein LOW PHOTOSYNTHETIC EFFICIENCY 1, chloroplastic
Exons: 1
Coding region: 341-2575 (744 amino acids)
Molecular function (GO): protein binding
Source: RefSeq, a predicted model, not a curated record